Messenger RNA from Myotis myotis, 1299 nucleotides. RefSeq names its product progonadoliberin-2. The record is from RefSeq and is a predicted model, not a curated record. NCBI's taxonomy places the organism in Eukaryota, Metazoa, Chordata, Mammalia, Chiroptera, Vespertilionidae. The transcript is spliced from 2 exons.
AAUCCAGGAGAAAGUAGGUAAGGGGUUUGGAAUUCAGGGAAAAGGUUUAAUCAGAAAAAAGCUGCAGUCAGGUGAUUUCCUGAGCAUCCCUUCAUCUGCUGACCUGUGCUGAUUCUUUAUCUACAUCCUGGGCAGCUGACCUCUUCCUGGAGCACAGCGGCUCAGAUACCAUCUUGGUCACUUACAGCUCUCCUGGGGCACAAAGGUCAAAUUGCUUGUGGGUCUCCUGAAGUCAUGGCAGGUCCAGUCAUACAUUCCAGUCCCGGGAAUAAUAGCUUUUCCACAUGCAUUAAUUAUCAAGCCUAUUAACUACAUAUCUGCAACUAAAAAGUCUAUGUGGAGUAAGUUCCCUCUGAACUUAACUUUUUGAGUUCCCCAUCAGGAGCAGCCCUGCUAUGGCCAGCUCCAAGCUAGGCCUCUUGCUGCUGCUGCUGCCCACCCAACCAGGACCCUCAAAGACUCAGCACUGGUCCCACGACUGGUACAGUGGAGGAAAGUGAGCCUCCAGCUCACCCCUGCACUGCCAGCAUGCCCCAAGGCCCCAGCAAUGCCCUGGCUCUCCCCACACACACACACUCCAGGUGGAAAGUGUGCCCUGGGAGGGCAGGACCACAGGCCAGGGGACCCUCCAUACGAAGCAGUACCUGGUGCAGACACUGCUGGUAAGUAGAGUGAGAGGCCCCAGGCAUUGGCCACCAGGGGCCAUAGUGGCUAAGGACUGGGGGCUAUGUGAGUGGAAGAUGGGGUAGACAGCACUGAGACACCCCUACCACAGCACCCCCAGCUGUUAGUGCCCCCUGCUUCUUACAAGCAGGGUGCUGUCUGCUAUUCUAUUUCCCAGAACGCUAAACAAUUUAUAAGAUACUUAUGUUAAAUUUAAAGACCGGAAGUCACUAAUGGGGUAGGAAAUAAUUGUACUGCACUAAGAAACCUCCAUAAGUAAGGCAGUGACUGCAGUGGGGUCCCCCAGGCUUGUUUCCUAGGGAAACCAUUGUGUUCCCCGGCCAGCAGAAAGAGGUGAGAGGCGGGACCUCACACUGACAGGUAGCAAGGCCUGGAGGACCAGGUAGUCACUGACAGUCACUGACAUGGCACUAGAAAUGGUAGCGAUUGCAGUCCUCCGAAGCCCUAGCAGAACACAGGUGUGUGGAGAUGGAUUACUACUACUUUGCACAUAGUAUUUUAAAGUGCACCAGGACAGCACGGUAACUAAAGGAGAAAGUAAUAAGAUUCCUAUACGGCAAAACCUUAUCGCCUAAUUUAAGUCCGUGUGAGCUCAGGUUUUUACCUAUCAGGUUU